AUGGAAGAAGGAAGCACUGUAGCAGUAUUGAUGCCAAAUAUUGGGGAACAGGAAGCUGUGCUGAUUUCUGAAACAGCCAUUGGCCCAACACUGCAGAACAGUGAAGAUCAGAGAAAAUGUAAAACUGAUCCACUAAUCCAUGUUAUCCAGAAACUAAGCAAAAUAGUUGAAAGCGAGAAGUCACAAAGAUGCCUUUUAAUAGGGAAAAAACGGUCCCAUCCUAAUGCUUCUGCACAGUCCUGUGACGCAGAGGAUCUUUGUGAAAUCCCAGCUAAAGCAAUUGAGCUAUCUGUUAUUGCUACUAAAAAGACUGAAGAGUUACAAGCAGAUUAUUUUGUGACUGAAUGUCUUCCACAAAGCAGAAAAAAGGUGACAUGCUACCAGUGUAGUCUCUGUAAGUUUCUAUCACCUUCUCUCUUAACACUACAAGAACACAUAAAACAACAUGGACAGAAAAAUGAAGUGAUAUUAAUGUGCUCAGAAUGUCAUUUUGCUUCCAAAAGCCAAGAAGAACUUGAAUCCCACUUCCAAAAUUACCAUGAGAAUGAUGGUAAAAGUAGCAUCCAGACAAAAGUGCAGCAAUGUGUAAAUGUUACAAGUUCAUUUUUGCAAGGGCCAGUGGAAGGAAGUGUCAAAUCAGGGACUGAUCAGACAGGAAAUCUGGAAUGUAAAGAUAUAACUCAGUCUUCUCAUAUGCCUGAAAUGGGUAGGAGAAAAUGGUAUACUUAUGAGCAGUAUGGCAUGUACCGGUGUUUAAUUUGUCGGUACACCUGUGGACAGCAGAGAAUGUUGAAAACACACGCUUGGAAACACGCAGGCGAGGUUGAUUGCUCCUAUCCUAUAUUUGAGGAAGAAAACGAAACCACCAGCUUGUCAGAGACAGUUGUAACUCACACACCUCACAGUGUGGAUACAGUUGUUCUUUCUUUGGAAAACAAUGAACUUGAUACCCAUAGUGAACCUUCUCUUCAACUUCAGAUUUGCAAUUCUGAGCAACUGUCAUGUAAAUCGCCAGUAGAAACAAAUGUAAAAGAGGAAGAGACAUUAAAUCAGUCUGUAGUGCAUUCUCCUUCUACAGAGGUUUUAGAGGAGACUGUAUCAGAUACAGAACAGGAUAGUAUGAUAGCUGAUAGCCUACUUUCAUCAGCACAGAAAAUCAUCAAUUGUAGUCCAAAUAAAAAAGGUCACGUCAAUGUAAUAGUAGAGCGUUUGCCAGGUGCUGAAGAAAGUGUCUUGCAAAAGCCUUUCUUGAUGAACACUGACAUAGAAAGAGAGAAAAAAAUAAUCUCAGAGGAGUCCCAUGUUACCUGUGAAGAACCUGAUGAAGUUUAUCGUUCAGAUGCAAUUCAAGAAGUAAUAAUAGGAUGGAAUAAUACUGAGAAGAAAGAUAAUGAAUUAAACUCCAAUAAAAACUUACCAACUGAUGAAAAUGUGCCUCCUGCACGAAGAAGGACAAAUUCAGAGUCUUUACGACUACACUCAUUAGCUGCAGAAGCUCUUGUUACAAUGCCUAUCAGAGCUGCAGAACUAACAAGGUCUAACUUCAGGACCCUGACUGGAGAAGAUGCCAUGGAUGCAGGUGUAGGGUUGCAGGUUGAAGCUGAUGGCCCAUGCCUGGCUCAUUCUAAAGUGGUAUCCUCACUUCAGAAUCCUUCAGAGGAGUUUAGUGGCUUAAACCAAAGUGAAUGUGCAAUAGUUGAGAUACAGAAAGAAAGGCCAGAGUUAUCAGAAGCACCAAUUAAAAUGGGCAUCAGUAUGUCACUACUCACUGUCAUUGAAAAACUGAAGGAGAGGACAGAUCAGAAUGCUUCUGAUGAUGACAUUUUGAAAGAAUUACAAGACAACGCACAAUGCCAAAAUGCAAAUGAUGCAAAUAUUCCUGGAAGUAACCUAGUAGAAUAUAUACCUAAUGUGGAUCGACCCUACCGCUGCCGCCUCUGCCAUUAUAGCAGUGGUAAUAAGGGCUACAUAAAACAGCACUUGAGAGUCCAUCUGAGCCAGCCGUACCAGUGUCCUAUCUGUGAACACAUUGCUGACAAUAGUAAGGAUUUAGAGAGCCACAUGAUCAACCACUGCAAAACAAGAAUGUAUCAGUGCAAGCAGUGUGAAGAAUCCUUUCAUUAUAAGAGCCAACUGCGAAAUCAUGAAAGAGAACAGCACAGUCUUCCAGAUAUCUUUUCAACAGCUACAUCUAACAAACUACUAGUUUCCAACGAAGCAGAGGAAAGAGAAGGAAGUAAGUCUUCAGUUCAGAAACUGUAUAGAUGUGAUGUUUGUGAAUACACAAGCACGACUUACGUUGGUGUACGGAAUCACAGGCGAAUUCAUAACUCCGAUAAGCCAUACAGAUGUUCUCUCUGUGGAUAUGUAUGUAGCCAUCCUCCAUCCCUGAAGUCCCACAUGUGGAAACACGCAAGUGACCAAAAUUAUAACUAUGAACAAGUGAACAAGGCUAUUAAUGAUGCAAUUUCGCAAAGCAGCAGGUUUCAAGGACAGCUUCCUGACAAAACCUUAUUAGAAGACACAGAUGAAAGUGCAGUACCUGUACUAGGAUGUUCAGACAACUUGGUGUCUUUUGCAGAAUCUAUUAACCAGACUACGAAUGAAACUUCAGCUUCUGAUGAAAAUGAAAAACCUAACGUGAUGAAUACCUCAUGCAGUUUAGAAAAGAACUCCACUCUACCCCAUCUUGGCACAGAAUACUGUGUUCUUCUCUUCUGCUGCUGCAUUUGUGGUUUUGAGUCUACCAACAAAGAAAAUCUGCUCGAUCAUAUGAAAGAACAUGAGGGUGAAAUCAUAAACAUAAUUCUAAAUAAGGACAACAGCACAACUCAGAGCACAAACUAG
This is a messenger RNA of Tauraco erythrolophus (red-crested turaco), 2847 nucleotides long. NCBI's taxonomy places the organism in Eukaryota, Metazoa, Chordata, Aves, Musophagiformes, Musophagidae. The record is from RefSeq and is a predicted model, not a curated record.